CAGUAUGAUUAUGGUAAUCAGGCACAUAACAUUGAUGAAAUAACAGCAAGGGUUAUGAAUUCUUGAUAUCAGUAACAGUUGUAGUUAGUUACGUUGUUCUAGCGCUACUCUUACACUCUUCAGCUUCAAGCCUCACCGCCGUGUGACUGCAGUGCAUGAGUGAAGCAAGUUACCCACUAGACAGUUCUUUCAUGGAGCAACCUCACGAAUCUCAAUUGAACAAUUUGUUCCUUUGGAUCAAGCAGCUGGUCAAGGAUGACAGUGAAGGGACGUGUGGUAGUUUGGAAGAUCUAACCGAUGGAUUGGCCAUUAGCCAGAGUCUACACGUCCUUGCUUCUGAUUUCUUUGAUGAAGAAUGGCUGACGAAAAUCAGCAAGAAGACUUCCAACUGGAGAGUUGCCACUAACAACAUUCGCAAACUGACAUCAAAGCUGCAGGAUUAUUAUGAACAGGUGUGUCAAGAGGAACUCAGCGACUUUGACUGGCCUGAUCCCAAUGCCAUAGGUGAACGGAAGGACAUGCAGCAGCUAUGUAGCUUGCUGCAGCUGGUUCUCGGCGUUGUCUUUUGCCGCAAGCAAGAAGCUGACAUAAUGCAAAUCCAGCAAUUGGAGCAGUCAGUGCAGAAGUCGAUAAUGGAUGUUUUUCACGAGCUGCAGAAGCGUCUUCCUACUGCCUGCUUUGGCUUACAGGAGAGUGAAAGUACAUCUGAUUCUAAUGAGUUGCUGAAAACUAGGCUCACUGAAGUGUGUGCAGCGAACCGCAAGCUCGAGGAACGUAACAAGCAGCUUGAAUUCGAGAGGAAUUCACUUGAGCAAGAGCGCGAAGCUCUGGCUGCAGAUAACCAACGUCUUGUCACACAGCAAGAGCAGCAGCAGCAGCAAGAUGUCACUGACGGCCCUGAUACGACAAACAGAUUGAAAGUUCAAUUGGAAGAACUCCAGCAACGUGUGAUUGAGCUGGGAUCUGAGAGAGAUGAAGCCGAGUUAGCCCGAGAUCAAUUUCGAAAAUCUAGUGAAAGACAUGAGGAAACAAUACGUCAGCUUCGCCAGCAGAACCAUGAUCUGUUGGAGGAGGUAAAGGAUGACACAGCACUGCAAGAUGAACUUGAUAUUUUGCGACGGCGUGUGCGAGACUAUGAAACUCAAGUGGAAAAGUACAAGCAAAAACUGGAUGGUCUAGCAGAUAUUCGGCAUCGUCUGAAGGUGUGCGAAGAGGAACGCGGUAGACUUGAGCAGCAAACAAGAGAGCUUGAGGAGAAAUGCCGACUGUCGACCGCUGCCCGCUCGCAGCUGGAUCAUUAUCGUCAAAAAGUGGAGGAUCUAGAGGAGAGUGUCAGUGCUGAAGCAAAGCGUGCCAUGGAGGGUGAGCUAGCAGCUCGAAAAGCAAAGGAGAAGCUGGAGCAGAUGCAGCGGCAACUUAAGCGUACUGAGGAGGAACUGGCUGAGCUGCGGGAUCAACAUACGGAAGCAGAAGCUCUUCUCCAGCAGCAGCGUCACGAUUCAUCAUCAGCUCUCCUGGAUCAAGGUGAUAGUAACCUUGAGGAAGUUAGCAAACUGAAAGCUGAAAUUGAUUCACUCAAAUCAUCUUCAACGGCUGCUGCUGACGUUCAGCAGCACAUAGAUACAUUACAGUCAGAGCUCCGGUAUCGAGAUGAAGUGGAAGACAAGCUACGUAAGCAAGCGAGGAAAUUGCAAGCUGAAGUAGUGGAUCUCCAAAGUCGCUUGGAUGAUUCUGAAUCGGAGUCCAGAAUGACAGAGACAAAGUCACAGCACACACCUACUGCCACCGCCACCGCCACUUCGUCUGAUAGUUCAGUUGUUUCAGAUUUGAAGAGAACCCUAGCUGACGUCAGAAUACAAGCUAAGACACUGAAGGGUGAUCUUGAGCAGCGCAAUAAGAAGUUGGAGGAGAAGAAUGCUCAUUGCAAUUCUCUGAAGGAUAAGGUCGCUAAAAAGGAGGAGGAGCUCCUAGCAUUGCAUAGCAAACACAAAAGUUUUCAAGAAAAGACUCGAUCCACGAUCAAAGUCUUGCAAGAUAAUCAUGAGCGCACGCUUCAACGCGAGAUUCAAGAUCGAGAUAAGCAGCUGAAAGAUCUGCAAGAGUACUCCAAACAGCAGGAAGAGAAAACGGAGAAAGUACGCGAGGGAUAUGAAAUGGAGCAACGCGUUCUCAUCAGCUCUUGGAAUAGAGCGUGUGAGAAGCUGCAGCAUUCAGCAUCGCAGUCCAGACUGGCUGGUCAUACUGACUCAUCGUUCAUGACCAGUGCUUUACCUGCGUCGUUCCUUGCACGCCAGCGACAAGCGCUGGUUCAACAACAGACUACAGCCUCAUUCACUGGUGUGGCUCCCCGCACCGGUGCUACACCAUGAUAGCCUGGUCAGUGGAAGAAGCAGUAUCAUGAUGUGUUUGAUUUGAUUCACUCACCUAGCCAGCACGUCAUGUACUGUGUGAUAGCCUGGUCAGUGGAAGAAGCAGUCACAUGAUGUGUUUGAUUUGUUAGCACUAACCUAGCCAGCACAUGCACUGUACGACAGCCUGGUCAGUGGAAGCAGUCACAUGAUGUGCUUGAUUUGAUUGACUAACCUAGCCAGCAUGUCAUGUACUGUGUGAGUGUAGAGAGCGGAAUGUCUACUUCGAAGUACUCUAGAAACGGUGAGUACCGAUUGACUGUUCCUACAUUGCUAUCUUUGUAUGAUUUCUGUGCUGUCUCCUUUUGAAAGAAAAAAAAAACGUUAAAAUAUGUGCCUGCAUCCAAUCUUGCAUCAAAUUAGGACCACCAAAUUAUUUUCCUUAUCUUAUUCCCAAAGCUAUCCGCAAACUUCAGUUCCUUAGUCUUGCUCUAGUGUUUUACACUACCAUGGGUGACUACCAUGGGUGACUAUGGGUGACUUGUGCCCGUUAUUAUUCAUUAUGAUUACUAUACAAUCCUACUCGUCUGGUCUUUCAACUUCUGUUUAGCCCGCAUGGGCUUGUGUUAGCAAAGAAACUGUCACCCAUGCGAAUGUGCACUCUGCUUUCAGCUCACUUUCGAAACAAGGCUCUGCUACAGUUGAA
Sycon ciliatum is the source of this 3054-nucleotide messenger RNA. RefSeq names its product protein Hook homolog 3-like. Gene Ontology annotation, biological process: cytoplasmic microtubule organization; cytoskeleton-dependent intracellular transport. The transcript is spliced from 28 exons. Bases 156 to 2369 code for a protein of 737 amino acids. Gene Ontology annotation, cellular component: cytoplasm; centrosome. The record is from RefSeq and is a predicted model, not a curated record. Gene Ontology annotation, molecular function: dynein light intermediate chain binding; microtubule binding. NCBI's taxonomy places the organism in Eukaryota, Metazoa, Porifera, Calcarea, Leucosolenida, Sycettidae.